AUGGCAUCGGUGUUUCUUUUCCAUGUUGUGGGUGAUCUAACAGUGGGGAAGCCAGAGAUGGUGGAACUGUGUGAGACGGAGACGAUGGAGGCUGCGAUAAAAGCGAUCGGAGAGUCGAUGGAAUGUGGUAUACCGGUAUGGAAGAAGAAAUCACAUGUGGGUAUGGUUGAAAACGAUGAAAUGAGGCAGCAGAGGUUUGUGGGCAUCCUCAAUUCCCUCGACAUUGUUGCUUUCUUUGCUAAAAGUGAGUGUCUAGAGGAUCAUGAUAAGGCUUUGAAGACUCUGGUGUCUGAUGUUGUUGUUCCUAAUAAUUCUUUGCUGAGGCAGGUUGAUCCUGCGACAAGGUUGAUAGAUGCACUGGAGAUGAUGAAGCAUGGUGUAAAGCGUCUUCUUGUUCGAAAGAGUGUUGUAUGGAAAGGCAUGAGCAAACGUUUCUCGGUUAUCUAUAGUGGUAAGUGGCUCAAGAACAUGGAUACUAGUGGCAGCAGCAAUAGCCUUGCUGCCAAUCGGCCUUCCUCAUCUUCCGCUACCAGUACCCGUGACAAGUUUUGCUGUCUCUCAAGAGAAGAUGUUAUUCGUUUCCUGAUUGGCUGCCUAGGUGCCCUAGCUCCUAUUCCUCUCUCCUCUAUCUCCUCUCUUGGGGCCAUUAACACAAACUACCAGUUUGUUGAAGCCUCGUCUGCAGCCAUUGAAGCCACUCAUAAGCUUCCUGAAGACCCUAGUGCAGUUGCUGUUGUCGAACACACACUGGAAGAUCAGUACAAGAUUAUUGGAGAGAUAUCUGCCUCCAAACUAUGGAAAUGUGAUUACUUAGCUGCAGCAUGGGCUUUAGCUAAUCUCUCAGCUGGACAGUUUGUCAUGGGAGUUGAGGAUAAUGCGUCCUCAAGAUCACUGCCAGAUAUCUCUAUAAAUCAAACUGCUGGAAAUAAUAAUGUGGCUAAUGGUGGUGGGUCAACAAAGCUGAAAAGGUUCAGUAGCAGGAGUAUAGGGUUCAGUCCUGCGAGCGCAAGCUUGGGAGUGAGUAGAAGCAUGUAUAGAGGCAGAAGCGCACCAUUGACCUGUAAGGUUACAAGUUCAUUGGCAGCAGUCAUGGCUCAGAUGUUGUCUCACAGGGCAACCCAUGUGUGGGUGACUGAGGAUGAAAGUGAUGAUAUCUUAGUUGGAGUGGUGGGUUAUGCGGAUAUUAUGGCUGCUGUGACCAAACAACCAGCCCCAAUUACCCCUGCACCAGGGCGGUCGACUGAGGGUAAUGAGAUUCACAAUUGA
This is a messenger RNA of Prunus armeniaca (apricot), 1266 nucleotides long. Lineage: Eukaryota; Viridiplantae; Streptophyta; Magnoliopsida; Rosales; Rosaceae. The record is from the annotation of a GenBank genome assembly.